UGUCACGUUUGUUUAUUUUUUUAUUUAAAAAUAAUUAAUUUAUGCGACAAUAUGAAUCAAUGGAAAUAAUAGAAUAUCAAUAAUUAAUAAUAUUUAAGUACAAGCAUUAAUACUAAUGAUUUAUGAAAAAAUAUCUAGAAGGAAUAGUGACAAUUAUUAUUUAUUUAAUUACUGAGUAUUAAAAAGAUUAUUGAUAAAUUUUAACCGAUAUUUGUGACUAAGACAGGACUUUUAACUGAAUCAGUUUAUCACGAAAUUGAAAACAUUAAAUUCGUUUACUUGGAACUAUGUGAUGUUUGUCAAAAUAUUGAAGAUUUUUUUGGGCUACCUGCUUUCAUUGCUAUUGUCAAGUUUGGAGAAAUAAUGACAAGAUCUUUGUAUUUAGUACUUAUGUCACUAGAUAAUGCAAAACCAAUCGAGUUAUCAUUGUACAUCAUCGGUGGAAUAGUCAUCGUUUGGCCGCCUCUUAUAUUGAUGACUUUGACAACUUUUGUUGUGAGAGUAAUUAAACAGAGUCAAAAAACAGCAAAUAUCAUAAAUCUACUUAUGGAUCGCUGCAACAUGGAUCCGAAAAUCAAGGAACAAUUGGCUAAAUUUUCAAGCGACCUCCUGCACUUGAAAGUUGGGUUCACAGCCUGUGAUAUUGUGCCACUAGAUCGUACACUCGUGGCCAUUAUCUCUGGCACAGUCGUAACAUAUCUCAUUAUAUUUAUACAAUUUCGUACCAGCGCACCAAAUUAAAUAAAAUUCAAUGAAACUACACCCUAUUUUCAAUAAUUUAUAACGAAUAUUAACAUAUCAAUGAUGAAUAAAAAAAAAAUAAUAAU
Messenger RNA from Microplitis demolitor, 827 nucleotides. Its product is annotated as putative gustatory receptor 28b. The coding region runs from base 364 to 741 and encodes 125 amino acids. The record is from RefSeq and is a predicted model, not a curated record. The transcript has 5 exons. Lineage: Eukaryota; Metazoa; Arthropoda; Insecta; Hymenoptera; Braconidae. Gene Ontology annotation, cellular component: neuronal cell body; axon; dendrite. Gene Ontology annotation, biological process: sensory perception of taste.